AUGCUUCUUUUAUUUGUUUCUCUGCAUCCACAGCUGCAGUCACGGCUUCAUAAGCUGUUCCAGACUUCCAGUACUACCCCAACUUCGAGUCAUGAAGAACACCAAAGUAUUGUUGAGCCAUUCACAGCUCACUAUGUAUUUGCACUGGGCACCACGAGAUUCUUGAGCUGUGCUGAUUGGAUUCUUCAGGUGGCGGAUGAACAACUUUCGAGGUAUGUUCAAACUUCCAAUGAAAGAAAGAACGCUUCAAGGGGAAAGUUUCUUGCUUCCAUUGGAGUACAUGAGAUUUUCAGAUCAGAGACAUGGAAAGCAGCCAUGACCGAGUUGGCAGCUACUGCAUCUCUAGUAUUCACCUUGACAACUUCCAUCAUUGCAUGCUUGGACUCACAUGAAACAGACCCUAAACUCCUUGUUCCGUUUGUAGUGUUUAUCAUAGCCUUCCUAUUCCUAAUUGUGACAGUUCCCUUAUCAGGGGGCCACAUGAGCCCUGUUUUCACAAUCAUCGCUGCUCUAAAAGGUGUUGUGACUCUAACUCGCGCCCUCAUUUAUAUGUUCGCACAAUGCGUGGGCUCGAUAAUUGGUUUCUUUGUACUCAAGUGUGUGAUGGAUCCAAAAUUGGUACACACAUAUUCCUUAGGAGGCUGUACAAUUGGUGGCAAUGGGGUAAAUUCUGCAAUAACAGAGUAUGAUGCUUUGUUGUUGGAAAUUUCUUGCACAUUUCUGGUGCUGUUUUUGGGUGUAACUUUGGCAUUUGACAAGAAAAGGGCCAAGGAAUUGGGCUUGCCAAUGGUGUGCAUGGUGGUAGCCGGAGCCAUGGCGCUCGCCGUGUUUGUGUCCAUAACUGUGACCGGAAGGCCCGGUUAUGCGGGUGUGGGCCUGAACCCAGCAAGGUGCCUAGGCCCAGCACUGCUUCAGGGAGGCUCAGUGUGGAAUGGACAUUGGGUUUUUUGGGUUGGGUCUUUCUUGGCCUGCAUAAUAUACUAUGUUGUCUCUGUCAACUUGCCAAAGGAGGGUUCAGGAAUUGGGGAUGGAGAAUUUGAUGUAGUAAAGUUGCCUCAAGCUUCUUGAUGGAAUGUUUAAUUUUUAAUAAGUGAUAUUCAAACAGAAGGCUUUGCUGGGCUUGAAGUCAAUGUUUGUAAGGGAAGAGGUAAUUUAAUGAACUUACUAGUCCAAUGAAUUGAAUAUGUACUCAACUAUCUCAAACUUAUUACACAUGAGUAUAUAAUUGGGGACCAUUUCAAUCAAACUUCAUAUAUAGCAAAUGCACACACCAAUUUACAUCUGUA
Molecule: messenger RNA, 1286 nt
Organism: Lotus japonicus
Lineage: Eukaryota; Viridiplantae; Streptophyta; Magnoliopsida; Fabales; Fabaceae
Product: probable aquaporin TIP1-2
Exons: 5
Coding region: 1-1068 (355 amino acids)
Biological process (GO): transmembrane transport
Cellular component (GO): membrane
Molecular function (GO): channel activity
Source: RefSeq, a predicted model, not a curated record